AAGGUCAAGAAUCGAUGGCCGCGGAAGGCACGGAUUUACUGCAGCAAGAAAGGCUCUCGCUUUGUAGUACAAACUAAUACUACUACCAAACAACUUAACUAAUCUGAGAUGGCACCUGUACUCUGUACGCUGCCGACAACACAUUAAACAUUACAAUGAGCUAUUGUAUUGUUUGUUUCUCUGAGACUCAGUCAACACUAUAGGCUAGCCUUCGUUAGCUGACUAGCAGCUGCAUUGUUGUUGUUUUGGCUUCAUUCGGCAGCCAUAUAAACAAUAUUCUCCGAGGUUCCCCAGCGGAGGCAGGGGUCCGGACUGAGUGAUGUUUUUCUGUCCGUCCCGGGAAGAUGGAUGAGAAGUCCAACAGCAGCCACCACCGGCUCGUGAUCGUCCUGCUCAUGGUGGUACUCUUUGGCGUCAUUAUGAUCCAGUAUGUGUGCCCGAGCAGGUCUGAGUGCCAGAUGCUACACCAGCUGGGAUCCUGGUUUAAGGACGGCAGUGCAACUGGUCCCCGGAGCCGUGGGAACGAAAUCCAAGGCGGCCUCCAAAAAGAUCCGUACAUUGCAGAAGACGGCGCUCUGGUUCGCUUUGUCCCUCGCUUCAACUUCACCAAAGCCGAUUUAAAUCGUGUCGUGGACUUCAACAUCAAAGGGGAUGAUGUUAUAGUUUUUCUGCACAUUCAAAAAACGGGUGGCACGACGUUUGGUCGACACCUGGUGCGGAAUAUUCAGCUGGAGAGGCCCUGCGAGUGUCACGCAGGUCAAAAGAAAUGCACCUGUUUCCGACCAGGUAAAAAGGAAACCUGGCUCUUUUCCCGUUUCUCCACCGGCUGGAGCUGCGGGCUUCAUGCGGACUGGACCGAGCUGACCAGCUGCGUCCCGUCCCGCAUGGACUCACGCGAAGUUCCCGAUAACCUGCCCAGUAGGAACUAUUAUUAUAUAACCAUCUUGAGAGACCCAGUAUCACGCUACCUGAGCGAGUGGCGGCAUGUGCAACGUGGUGCUACAUGGAAGGCCUCCUUACACGUGUGUGAUGGACGUUCACCGACCCUGUCUGAGCUGCCGAGCUGCUACUCGGGAGACGACUGGUCAGGUUGCUCCCUGCAGGAGUUCAUGGACUGCCCCUUCAACCUGGCCAACAACCGACAGACCCGCAUGCUGGCUGAUCUCAGCCUGGUGGGUUGCUACAAUGUCUCCGCCAUGAGUGAGGAAGAGCGCUGGGCAGUACUCCUUGAGAGCGCCAAACGUAACCUACUCGGCAUGGCCUUCUUUGGGCUGACCGAGUACCAGCGUAAAACCCAGUAUCUGUUUGAGCGUAGCUUCAAUUUGGAGUUCAUCGCACCUUUCACACAGCUCAAUGGCACACGCGCCUCCACUGUUGAAGUACCCUCUGAGACACAACACAGAAUCCUUGAGUUGAACCGAUGGGACGUGGAGCUGUAUGAGUACGCCCGUGACCUUUUCUUGCAGCGUUUCCAGGUGGCGAGGCAGCAGGAGCGCAGGCAGGCCAGGGAGAGGCGGCAGCAGGAGAGGAGGCGACUCCGUGGAAGGCUCAUAACAAAGCAAGGGAGGCAGCUGAAGCCCACAGAAACACCCCGUCAGCCUGACAGACACUCUGUGGUAACUGAGGAGCAGCAGAGGGGGAAGGCUGACGGAGACAGUAUGGAGUCACAAGUGCUACUCCCAGAAUGGUGGGAUCUGGAUGAGAACGGCACCAUGGAGGAUUACAUGGACAAUGUUGAACAGUGGUAGUGAUGGGAACAAGCAGUAGGGCGUCUUAAUAUAAGUGUUCCAUGUUCUGCCUUGUCUGUUGUUAAUUAAUCCAAGUUAGUUUCAGUGAAUGCCUUCUACUAAAUUAUAUUAUUUUCUCACCAUGAACCGUUUUAAAUGACACAUUUAUUUAUUGAUACUGAUUGUAUUCUUUGCCACAACUGACAUUCAUAAAAUAUAAAUUUCCUUGGUAGAAAGAAAGGUGUAGGUAUGUGCGAUCCUAUAUCUUCGAUCACACAGGCCUUGUAAACUGUUCUCCUGACUUUUAAACACAUCUGAUCUCUUGUUAUGUAGCUUGGAAUGAGGGGAUAUUUAUUUUUCUUUGUUAAAAAGAACAAUGUAAUACCUGUUUCUAUAAAUAAUAUGCUACUGUUUGUGAUUCACAAUCUACAUGUUUGCCAAAUUGUUGUCUUUGUUGUCUGAAAUGUGUACAUUUGAAAAAUGUACCUGUGCUUUCAAGUGUCUUUUGAUCAACCGAAAAGGAGAAUGGAAUUUUCAUAGAUACCUCAAUGUUGUAAAAUUACUGAAUGUCUCCCAAGUCUCAUUUUUAUAUAAAAAAUAUUUUACAUUCACUUAA
Messenger RNA from Micropterus salmoides (largemouth bass), 2343 nucleotides. Its product is annotated as heparan-sulfate 6-O-sulfotransferase 2-like. The coding region runs from base 345 to 1748 and encodes 467 amino acids. Gene Ontology annotation, molecular function: heparan sulfate 6-sulfotransferase activity. Gene Ontology annotation, cellular component: membrane. The transcript has 2 exons. The record is from RefSeq and is a predicted model, not a curated record. NCBI's taxonomy places the organism in Eukaryota, Metazoa, Chordata, Actinopteri, Centrarchiformes, Centrarchidae.